CUGAAGUUUAUUGAUGAGAAACUUGUAACUGUGUUCUUUGUGAGAUUAUGUUUUGUGGUGGUUCUAGGCCUUGCUGUUUUAUUACUGGAGCUAGCCGUGGUUUUGGAAGAUCCUUGGCUGUCACAUUAGCACGCCAAUUCUCUAAUUCUGGAAUCGAAGGAAUUUUUAUCCUCGUCUCGCGUUCGGAAGAUGGGCUUGAAGAAACAAGAAAGAGAAUAAUUGAUGUCUGUGUUGGAGCUAAAGUUCACAUUAUGGCUACUAAUCUUGGAGAGAUGAGUACACUGGAAGAUUCCAUAAAAACUGCAUUAUGUAAGGUUGAAUCAUCCAAAGUUACACAUGCCUUUCUUCUGAAUAAUGCUGGGUCAGUCGGAGAUGUGUCAAAAUGUUUAAAGGAGGUUUGCCAGAAAGUUGAUGCAGUGGCAGAUUACUUCAACCUUAAUCUUACCUCUCCCUUUUUUCUUAUUGCAAAGUUUCUCCAUUACUUCAAGGAUACAAGGUGUACACUAGUUAACGUAUCAUCCCUUAUGGCUGUCCAAUCUUUUCCAUAUUUUUCUUUGUAUUGCACUGGUAAAGCAGCUCGAGAUAUGAUGUGUCAAGUUCUGGCUAAAGAGGAGCCCAAUGUAAGAGUGCUAAACUAUGCUCCUGGGCCACUGCUUACAAAUAUGUAUGAAGAGAUAUGCAGCUCAUGUGGUAAUCAGGAAAUCGUUGAUAUGUUUAACACCAGUAAAGAGCAAGGUACAGCACUAACUUCAGAUCAGUCUGCAGAAAAACUUGUGAGGAUUUUGAAAGAGAACACUUUUAUCUCUGGUUCUCAUGUUGAUUACUUUGAUUAAAAUGUCAUGUAUAAUGUGUUCUUAUACUUUUAUUUCAAGAUCUAGGCAUGGUAAAAAAUGUGGUCAUUUUACUAAAACAGAGUGCCUCUUCACAUUGUCUAAUCUGUGCGUUAGUCAGAUUAUGGAGUUAACUGGGUGUCCAGGGGGAACUAGCAGUGUUCAUCAGUAGCAGUUGUAAUUAUGGAAGUAUUCCAACUUUUUUAUUUGUGUCUUUGAUGACCAAAUGGGUCACAAGAAUCAUGAGAGAACUGGAAACUAGUGACAAAGAGCAGUACAUCGGGGGGAAAGUUUAUAAACAGAAUAAAAACUGAAAACAAA
Molecule: messenger RNA, 1151 nt
Organism: Stylophora pistillata
Lineage: Eukaryota; Metazoa; Cnidaria; Anthozoa; Scleractinia; Pocilloporidae
Product: sepiapterin reductase
Biological process (GO): tetrahydrobiopterin biosynthetic process
Molecular function (GO): sepiapterin reductase (NADP+) activity
Source: RefSeq, a predicted model, not a curated record